Molecule: messenger RNA, 1992 nt
Organism: Tupaia belangeri chinensis (Chinese tree shrew)
Lineage: Eukaryota; Metazoa; Chordata; Mammalia; Scandentia; Tupaiidae
Gene: TMEM253
Product: transmembrane protein 253
Exons: 6
Coding region: 713-1417 (234 amino acids)
Source: RefSeq, a predicted model, not a curated record
GCAAAACCUCUCCAAAAAAAAAAAAAAGACUGAUCAUUUGGGCACCCCCUUAUAUAAGACUAGUUGCGGACUAUUAGUCAAAAAUUAUCUCCACUAUAAACAGGGAUCCUCACUCACUUACCACCCAAUUCAAGGAAAAUUCUUCAAGAAAGGAAGGAGAAAGGAGAAACUGUCAAGAAUGUGAGAGGCAGGAAAGCCAGAGGAGUUAAACCUUACCUGGUCUGGGGAUGAAGCUGCAAGGAGGAAUGUGGGAUCUUGCUAGGGGAAAGUAGGUAGUUGAGGAAGCCACGGGAAGAAUUAAGAUUUGACAGAGACGAGGGGAAACUUAGGUCCAGUGCGACCUCCAUGAAGAUGAUGCAAGUGAAUCAAGAGGAGAAUCAGCGGAUGGGCGAAAAAUGGGAGCAACAGGAAAUGGGAGCAGAGUGAGACAGGGCUGGGCGUCUUGUGGAGUGAGCUAAGGCUGGUGUCUCCCCAGAGCCACUCCCUGGAUCCUUCUGCCCUCAGAGGGACCUUUGCCCCACCACAGCCCACCCCGAUAGCCUAUCUCUGCUAGGACCAGUCUGUCCUGUGCUCUGAACUACCAAACCCUUCGGACGUCCGAGGACCCAGCUUGGUCUCGUUCCUGUGGAAUAGCUGCCUCAGACUAGGUAGGUGUGAGGCUCUAAGUCUCAACUCCGUGAAUAUUGGGAGCGGCAGUGGGACACUGAAAGAGAUGUUGUCGCGUGUCCUACCUCCUGAUAGGAAGGCCCCACGUUUGUUUGUUUAUCUAGGUCUAGGAAACAUCCAGCUCUCGUGGUCACAGGGCAUGGAGGAGACAGCUGGUCAGCAAGAGGACAGACCUGGCCUCCGUCUGGAAAAACUACAGCAGUGGGCGAGGCACAGACGCAAUGGGCACCUCUUGGUUCUGGCGGUAAGCCAGCUGUGGCUGGCCGCAGCUGUGAUGCCCUUCGCCGUCUCGGUUGCAUGCCUGAACUCUGCUUGUCACGUGGCCACAGCACUGCCACUUGGGCCUGGAGCCUCAGGUUUCGUCACUGGGAUUAUCACCCUUGAGCUUCGCAGAGCGCCCCGCCUCUGGAAGGUGCGGGCCAUGAUGAUACUCAACACCUGCAACCUGAUCUUGGGCUUCAUAGUGGUGGUGGUCGAGGUGAUGAAGACAGCCUUGAGGCCUGCCCCGACUGCACCCUCCCAGCUGGCUGGCUUGCUGGUACUGCAGCUCAGCGUGGAAGCCUUCACCCUAGGGGGAGUGCUGGUCUCAGCCUACGCUCUGCUCCUGCUGAGCCAGAGGAAGCCAGGAUGCUGCAGGAGCCAGAGUCUUCACUACCAGGAGCUGCAGGAGGGCCUCUCUGAGCUGGAGGAGGUGCCUGGUUUGGAGAAUGGUUCCUCGGGGGCCCGCACAGGAAACGGAACAAAUGAGUGAGCAACAAGAGCGCUGCUUUCCUUCCAGUAAAGGAGCCCUCUCCAGCUGCUCCUGCGGCCCAUCCCACGACUCAAGCUCCUGGACUCCCUUGAGACUCACGAAGUCCGCGGGACUGCCUUCAGUUUCCACCUAGCGCAGGCCCUUCCCUUGCCCACUAGAGGAAGGUACACCUGGACCAGAGUCCUCCCUCACCUCGCUGCCCUGCAGGCUGCUCCCCGCGUCCAUCUUUGCUGCCUCCCCAGACAGCUGCACACCUGACCGUCUCACUGUUCUCUGCACCUUUCACUGUCCCAUCGACGCCAAGCCCAGGUCCCCGCACAUGCCAACUCUCUGAAUCCAAUUCGGGGGCGCCCGAGUUCUCCCCCUCCAUCCUCUUAUUUUACUCCAGCGGAGACUACAAGCCCCAAGAUGCCCCGCCACCCCGUGACCUGCUGGGAAAUAAAGAGCCUUUCCUCCGCGGAGGGGGCGCUGUGCAUCUGCUGAGUGACGCGAGGCGCACAAGUCAGGGCCCAGCCGAGAGUUCCCUCGGACGCGACCACUGGCCCCGCGCACGGGGAGAAGCCGGCCGGGCAGCC